Messenger RNA from Bolinopsis microptera, 1824 nucleotides. RefSeq lists its product as uncharacterized. Lineage: Eukaryota; Metazoa; Ctenophora; Tentaculata; Lobata; Bolinopsidae. The record is from RefSeq and is a predicted model, not a curated record. The coding region runs from base 46 to 1725 and encodes 559 amino acids. The transcript has 2 exons.
UUAAAAUUUUUCAGUCAGUAUGGCCAUGGUGUGAUAUUCUCUUAAAUGGAGGAUCCAGAAUAUCAAUCAUUUAACAGAAUAUUUAACAUUGGAGACACAUGUUUUCAUUGUUGCAUCCACUUCAAUGAUACGCUUGACACUUCGUCAUCGUCAGAUAUCGACAGGAUAACAGAAGCUUUCCUUAAAGAAUUUUUUACAUGCAGAGUUUUGAAUGAGUACAAGGUAUUCAUUAAUGAUAUACUAUUGAAUGUGACUAUACUUCUGAAGAAUAAUUAUAAGAGAAUGCCUCAGCAUUGCCCAUGGGAUUAUCUACUAUUUGUCAGCAGAUCUGAAAGCAGCAGUUCUGCGACAGUACAAACUGACUGUCAGAUGCCUUUCAGUGAAACAGUUAAUUGUGACAGUUUGCUGGCUUUAAAACAUUCUAAUCAUAAUGCUGGUACCCCUGAAGUGUACUUAUCGGACAUCACAAACAACCCCCUUACUGUAAUUGAGGAUAUAAGUGACAACACAGAUGAAUGUGUGAUUCCAGGUAACAGAGAUAAUUCAGUUGAUGUCAAUUCUUGUGUAGGGUUAGCAAAAAGCACUGAGACUACUACUAUCAAAAACAAUGAUAAACAUUCCAUUCAGCUCCAGAUCAAAGAAGUGUUUAACCAAAAUCAUCAAAAUGAAUCCAAGGAAGAUUCUUUGAAUAGUGAAAUUCUACCAACCAAUGCUGAGAAUCCUGCUCUACCCAAUAGUAAUGCAAUCACGUUGAAUGCAGAAAAUGCUUCUUCAGUCAGUGAAAGUAAUGUUGCAAUGAAUGCUGAAAGUUCUGCCUUAGUGAAUAAAACUAUUAUAACUAAAAAAACAGAAAAUUAUGCAGUUACAGAAACAAUUUUCCCUGUGAAAACAGACAACUAUGUUAUACCAAGACAAGAUGAUCAUGAGCAGCCAGCAAAAGCACCAAAGUUAAUAAAGUUGUCAGCCUUAUUAGCAAGCAGUCAUCACAAUUCUUUUGAUUCUGAUUAUGAGUUUUUAAAGGAAGCUGAUAAUUGGCUGAGCAACAAUGAAAUAAAUUUGGUUACUGAAAAUUCUCAGGAAGUCUCGGAUACUGCACCAAUUCAACAGGAAAGUGUUGAGGUCGAAAGUGAUGUGGUUGAAAGUGUUGAGGUUGAAAGUGCUGUGGUUGAUACUGCUGAGGUUGAAAGUGUUGAGGUUGAAAGUGCUGUGGUUGAUACUGCUGAGGUUGAAAGUGCUGUGGUUGAUACUGCUGUGGUUGAUACUGCUGAGGCUGAAAGUGCUGUGGUUGACACUGCUGAGGUUGAAAGUGCUGUGGUAGAUACUGCUGAGGUUGAAAGUGCUGAGGUUGAAGGUGCUGUGGUUGAUACUGCUGAGGUUGAAAGUGCUGUGGUAGAUACUGCUGAGGUUAAGAAUGCUGUGAUUGAAUUUUCUGUACUAGUUGAAAGUACGGUGAUCGAAAGUACUGAAGUUCAAAAAGAAGUGAUUAAAAGUGAAGUGUUUCAGCGUGAAUUGGUUGAAAGUGCUGAAAUUCGAAGACAAAGUGCAAGACUAAGUGACAUGGCCGAGAGGAUGAAUUCGUCAAGCGAUGAUGGGCACUCUACACAAAGUUCAAAACGCUCCUUAGAAAAUGACUGUCAAUUACACCGAAAAAAAAAGUACAGAAAAGCAAAACGUGCAUGGAACAGAAAAAGUUUGAGGGCAGUUAAGACUACGCAAGACAAUUGAUUUCUGAUUAACCUUUUUUAUGUGCCAUGUUUUAUUUUAAAUUCUAUUCGAUUUCAACGUUUUAAUCUUUCUGCAGUAAGUGAAACUUGUAACACAGAA